GUCCUCUUCAUCUACUCUGCUCAGUCUCAGUCCACCCAUUAGAAAAUGGGAAACACAGUGCAAAUGGUCCGGCCAAAUCAAGAGAGACCACCAGAAGAAGAGGAAUCGAUAGAAGACGACGAAUCAUCAACCUUCGCUUGCGAGAUAUGCAUCGAACCCAUGUUAUCAUCAUCAACCAACAAAUUCAAGAACAACAACAGGUGCGUUCACCCAUUUUGCACAGAUUGCAUAAUGAAAUACAUCCAGGUGAAGGUGGACGAAAACGUCGCCGACGUCCCGUGUCCGUCGCUGAACUGUGAACAGCUGUUAGAUCCUCUCUCUAGCCGGCCGAUCGUGCCCACCAAACUGUUCGAAAAAUGGUGCGAUGUGCUCUGCGAAUCAGCUGUUCUAGGGUUUGACAGAUCUUACUGCCCGAAUCAGAAUUGCUCGGCUCUGAUUCUGAACGAGUGUGGGGGAAAUGUUAAGAGAUCAAAAUGCCCCAAUUGCAAGAGGCUGUUUUGUUUCCGCUGCAAGAUUCCAUGGCACACCGGCUAUCGUUGUGAAGAGGGUGGAGAGAUGAGAAAUAGGAAUGAGGUUGAGUUUGGACUGCUUGUGGAGAGGAACAAUUGGAAGAGAUGUCCCCGCUGCGGCCAUUGUAUCGAACGAUUUACAGGUUGCAGAGCGAUUAAAUGCAGAUGUGGGACCAGCUUUUGCUACAAGUGUGGAAGCGAGUUUAAAGAUCUUCGUUGUAGGUGCGGUGUAUCCUACCAUUUGUGCUGCUUUUGGUUCAUUAGGUUCAUUGUUCUUGCUGUUUUUAUAAUAGCUACAGUUUUUGCAAUGAGGAAGAUUAUCAAGGGACCCCGUCCCUAAUAAGAAUACGAGUUUUGUAUUUAUUGGUGACCCCGGUUAUUUAUAUUUCAUAUGAAUUAUACUAAUAUAUUUUUGUUACAUCACAUGGAAGGAAAUUUAGUUUGCUUGCCUGUCUUAUAUUGUAUAAUUGUUCGGAUUGGUGGAAAUUAUAGAAAUUAUUGAGCCCCUCUCCCUCUCUCCUCAAUUUAAUUUAGGAUCAUUGAAGGAGUCACUCUACUUGAACAGACUAGUCAUGACCUGUGAUCGGGUUGAUCAUGAUCGAGGGCUUAAGGAUAUGGGAAUGUACGUGGUUGUUGGUCAUCAAUAGAUUAGAGGGAAAAAAAAAAACUGUAAUCAAAUUCAAAUUGGCCUUUUGCUCUAACUUGGGUCACUUCUCCACAAUUAUAUUGGAUUUUUUUCCCCCCUGAAUUAGGAGAUCUAUUUUCUUCCCGAUACUUUCAGAAAUGACCGGAUUGUUCGGAUCCCAACUGGUAAUUGCUUCUCUAUUGCCUCUACUUCCUGCUUCUUAAGACACAGAGGGGCUUUUAUUGUAUGGUUCAGAGGCUUCAUCCUCUGGCAUUCUGUCAUGCUUUGGAUGACUAUUAAGAUUAACCAUCCAAGAUAAGCUUCUUAAGAUGGGAAAAAGUUGAACAGCAUGAGCUGAUUAUUUUGUAGAGAUAAAAUUGAAAACCAUGGUCCAUAAGCACAUGUUCUUCAAAUGCACCCUGAUUCACGAAAUAUGUGGUUUUUAUUGGUGAGAAAUGUAAUUUCGGAUGGACUUAAUCUUAGCUUUUGUUGUCUGGGAUCGAUAGGCUUGUGGGUGUAACUCUCUUAAAUAUAUUGCUGUCAUGUUGAGUGUGGCAGCUCUGGUCUAAUGUCACUUGGAGGUAAAGAAAUGAGAGAUUCCACUCUAAUUCUUACAUAGAUGUGGUUUCUCUUCAAAGGAGUAUUAUGGAAAUUGUUGAGCUGAAAUUGUGGUCCGUGAAGGGGUUUAGUGCUUCCCGAGAUAGGCUGUGGCUGCAAAAUGCGCGGGGUCUUUCUAUCUUUUCCUUGAGGUAUGUAAUCUUGGCAUUUGUAAUGGCUGUUUUGUGUUGAUGCGAAUUUGCUCGUUUAUAGCUUCAAUUCUGCUUCGUUUUAUUCAUGUUUUUUAGUCAUGUUAGAGGCUUUCGUUUUUUUGUUGCAUUUAGAGAUUGGUGGAUAUAGAUAUAUAUUGAGAUUGGUAGUAUACUGUAUGCUUACAUACCCUUUGCAACUUGAAAACAUGCAUGGUUUAAAGAAAAAUGAAGGGACCUUAAUUGUCCAGUGAAUUUGAUGACCUGAAAAUGGUAGUAUUGGAAUGGAUACUUUCCUCCUUUUGCAUGCCAUGCAUCUUUGUGAGAGUGCAGAAACUCCUGCAGUGCUCAACAGUUCAACUCUAAGCAAUUGAUUCGGUUUUUCAUUUUUACUGUAUUUUAUAAGAAUAUGAGCUUUAUAUAGUUGUAAAUAUUAUAAGAAUAUGAGCUUUAUAUUUAGUAAUCACUGAUUCUCUUGGUAACCUGGUUAUUUAUAUUUAUAUUUUGAAGGAAUUAUGCUAAUAUUUUUGUGUUGCAUCAUCAUACGCGGAGGAACUUUAGUUUACUUGCCUUAUCUAAUACUGUAGGCUUAUUGUCUAAUUGUUCAAAUUUUAAGAGGAAAACAUAUUCCAUCUAUUGCAAUAAUUCUCGAAAUUAAAUCUGAAUAUCUUAAUCCUUUUUUUAAUUUUGUUAAUAUGUGGAGUAUAUUCUACACAAAAGUAUAUUUUUUAUUGGUUAUUAUAUAAUAUAUUUCCAAUUAACUACAAAUUCAUGAUUCAUUAAAUACUCAAUAAUUCCGUACCUAAUAAUUCUCCAGAUAUAUGAUUAUACAGACUUGUCUAUAUCACAUUUUGCAUGAAUCUUAAAAAUAUCAUGAACACUUUUUUCAUAUCGUUUUUCAUGAAAAAAACAAAUUCUCUCAACCAACUUACAAAAAGAGAAAAAAAAUUAUUUCAACAAUGUUUGAUGUUUUCUUCUACUUAUGCAUGGUACCAAUUUGGGUUACUCCAAACCAGGCACCGCUAGUCUACUCGGGAGCCGAGUCCUAUAACAAUUAGGCCACUAGAUAAUGUCCCAAUUCAAUUCCCGUUAUGUGAUCAGAAGAUGAGCACCAGAAAAAAAUAAAAAUAAAAAUAAAAAUAAAAAU
This is a messenger RNA of Cornus florida, 3027 nucleotides long. Its product is annotated as E3 ubiquitin-protein ligase RSL1-like. Bases 46 to 849 code for a protein of 267 amino acids. Gene Ontology annotation, biological process: positive regulation of proteasomal ubiquitin-dependent protein catabolic process; protein polyubiquitination; ubiquitin-dependent protein catabolic process. Gene Ontology annotation, cellular component: ubiquitin ligase complex; cytoplasm. The record is from RefSeq and is a predicted model, not a curated record. The transcript is spliced from 2 exons. Lineage: Eukaryota; Viridiplantae; Streptophyta; Magnoliopsida; Cornales; Cornaceae. Gene Ontology annotation, molecular function: ubiquitin protein ligase activity; ubiquitin conjugating enzyme binding; zinc ion binding.